GCGGGAGCCCAGCCGACGAACACGGGAGAAGCAGGCGGCCCCAUCGCUUUCGUUUCCCGGCUCCGGCGCCAGCGCCCGAGUAGGCGCACCCCGCUCCGUUCCCCGCCAGCGUCGGCGCUAGGGAGCGCAGAUGCCCCGCCGCGGCCGGCUGUCGCUGUCGCUGCUGUUGAGUUGCAUGGCGCAGUCCCCGCCGAGGCGCGCCGAGCGCUGCUUCGUAGCCGAGCUGCCCGGCUCGGAGCUGGUCUAUUUCACCUGCAGCCGUAGCGCGCCUCUGGGAGCCGCGGCGCUUCGGCCCCGGGGCUUCCUGCCGCCGCCGGGGCGCUGCUAUUCCUUCUGCAUUCCCCCCGCGCAAAGCCCCCGCGAGCGGGUCCGGGCCGCCCGGCUGCACGGGCAGCUGCAGCAGAGGCUGAGCCGGGCGCCUCUCGGGGCGGGUGCGCGGGUGCUGCCGCUCCUCUCCUACAGCCCCGCGGACGCCGCCGCGCCAGAGCCGGGCUUCUUGGUGCAGGCGACGCAGGCGGCGGCGGAGGCCGAGCGCGCCUUGGAGGAGCUACUGCGCCUCCACCUGCCGGCGCCGGUGCACCUGAGCGUGUACGAGGAGGCCGCGGACGGGCAGGUGUGGCGCACUCUGUGGCGCCUGCAGGGGGCGCCCGAGGGCAAGGAGCUGCUGGGCAGAGUGCGCGUGCUGCCGGCCCCGGAGCCGCUCAGCCACCCGGCCGCCGCUCACCUGCUGGGGGCCGCCGUCUUCGGCUCCCGGGAGGCCGCCCGCGGGGUCCUGGAGGAGUGCACUUCUCUAAUUCCUGAAGCCAAAGCAGUCCUUGAUCUUGUGGAUAAGUGCCCUAAACUUCCAAAAAAGGGAGAUUUUCCUGUGAUAGUCAUUGAGGGACUGGAUGCAACAGGCAAAACCACAGUAACUCAGUCACUGAGGGACUCCCUGGGGGCCGUUCUCUUGAAAACUCCUCCAUCUUGUGUCAGCCAGUGGAGAAAGACUUUUGAUGAUGAACCAACGCUUGUUCGAAGAGCAUUUUAUGCUCUGACCAACUACAUUGUUGCUUCCGAAAUUGCAAAAGAAUCCACUAAGUCACCUGUGAUUAUAGACAGGUUUUGGCACAGCACCGCUGCUUAUGCAAUUGCCACAGAAAUAAGUGGAAAAGUGUUGAAUCUCCCUCCACUGCAUCACCCAGUGUACUGCUGGCCUGAAGACCUUCUAAAACCAGAUGUGGUCAUACUGCUAACGGUUAGCCCUGAGGAACGGAUCCGGAGACUGCAGGAACGAGGGAUAGAGAAAACAAGGGAGGAGGAAGAGCUGGAAGCGAACAGAUUCUUCCACCAAAAAGUCGAAGGAUCGUACAGAAGGAUGGAGAACCCUUCAUGUGAACUAGUUGAUGCCAGUGGUUCCAGAGAACAGGUUCUCGAGGAUGUUCUACACCAGAUUAAAAAGCAUUUUCCUUUACUAUAGUUGCUUAUGGAAGCACUACGACUGAUACUCUUGCACACUCCAAAAUUCCCUAGGAAAAGAGUCGUCUCUGUUGAAUAGUAAUGUUACUAUUUUCAUUUGUCUAAAAAAAGAAGAUCAAAAUAAGGGGUGAUUCCCCCCUCAAAGAAUCCUAGGAAUUAUGAGAGAUUCCAACAGAUAAUUCUUUAUACAGCCGAGCCAAAUCAUAAGCGCAUGCUUAAUGAAAAAUUGUUCUCUAGACAUGCAUCUUCCACAUCACAAAUUGCUUUGGGUCUGCAAAAUAUCCAUCUGGUUUAAAUAAGGAAGUUGAUUUAUGAUGCCAUGGAGUAACUGUGCCAGAUCUGAUCAACUGAACAUGUAACUCCUGGAGAAUGAAUAAAUUGUCUUACACAUAUCAAAACUGCCUUUACCACUUUGUGGAAAGUUACACUGAUCCAUCUCAGGGGGUUAAUGCAUAUUCUUGCAUUCAUACAUACAUACAAAGCCAGACUUGCACCUGGUCUGACACCUGGGGCAAAUAACUAUAGCUUUGGGGCAGCAACACGACUACCCAAGAGUAGUCUUAGAGCAGAACCACAAGUGACAAAAGGCACAGAUUGGACACUUGUCAGCUUCCCUCAAGUUUUGAUGGGAAAUGUAGGCAUCCUGGUCUCGCAGCUUCGCUCUCUGACUGCUGUCCAAUGGACUUUUCAACUGUCACUUG
Molecule: messenger RNA, 2156 nt
Organism: Eublepharis macularius
Lineage: Eukaryota; Metazoa; Chordata; Lepidosauria; Squamata; Eublepharidae
Gene: CMPK2
Product: cytidine/uridine monophosphate kinase 2
Exons: 5
Coding region: 131-1456 (441 amino acids)
Biological process (GO): dUDP biosynthetic process; dTDP biosynthetic process; dTTP biosynthetic process
Cellular component (GO): cytoplasm; mitochondrion
Molecular function (GO): dTMP kinase activity; ATP binding
Source: RefSeq, a predicted model, not a curated record